UAAUGGUAGAGCUUGAAAGAGAUCCUGAUGAUGAAGAGAUUGUAUUACUUAAAGACAAUCAAUAUGAUAAAGAAAAUGAGAAAUUUCGUGCUAUUGUUAAUAUAUUACUUGAACCUCUUUGUGCUG
Molecule: messenger RNA, 126 nt
Organism: Dentiscutata erythropus
Lineage: Eukaryota; Fungi; Glomeromycota; Glomeromycetes; Diversisporales; Gigasporaceae
Source: the annotation of a GenBank genome assembly